UGCUCGUUCAAUCCUGCCUUUUUCCUCUUCCGAUCGCCGCCGGCCACGAUGAAGUACAACCCACGCGUGUCGAGCUCGAGGCGGAAGUCCCGGAAGGCGCACUUCACGGCGCCGUCGAGCGUCCGGCGGGUGCUGAUGAGCGCGCCGCUGUCGGCCGACCUCCGCAACAAGUACAACGUGCGGUCGGUCCCCGUGCGCAAGGAUGACGAGGUGCAGGUGGUGCGCGGCACCUUCAAGGGCCGCGAGGGCAAGGUCGUGCAGGUCUACCGCCGGAAGUGGGUCAUCCACGUCGAGCGCAUCACCCGCGAAAAGGUGAACGGCUCCACCGUCAACGUCGGCAUCAACCCGUCCAAGGUCGUGAUCGUUAAGCUCAAGCUCGACAAGGACCGCAAGGCCCUCCUCGAUCGCAAGGCCCGCGGCCGUGCCGCCGACAAGGCAAAGGGCAAGUUUUCUGCUGAGGAAGUCGCCGCCGCCGCUGCUGGUGCGCCAUCUCUUCAGGAGAUCGACUGAUCUAGACGAUCCGAUGCUUGUUCGACCCGAUCGGUCCGCCCUCACUCACUUACCUACUGGAUUUCUGCCAUCAUUUUGCAUUAGGGUUUGCUUUCUUGAUAUAUAAGAGAUGCCAUGGAAUUUUGAGUUCGUGAAAACACAUAUUUCGAGCUUUUAAUAGUGACCGUUAGAUCGUAAAUUAAAUCAAUGCUCUUAAAUUCUCUGGUGA
Musa acuminata AAA Group (dessert banana) is the source of this 718-nucleotide messenger RNA. RefSeq names its product large ribosomal subunit protein uL24y-like. The coding region runs from base 49 to 510 and encodes 153 amino acids. Gene Ontology annotation, biological process: cytoplasmic translation; ribosomal large subunit biogenesis. The transcript has a single exon. Gene Ontology annotation, cellular component: cytosolic large ribosomal subunit; ribosome. Lineage: Eukaryota; Viridiplantae; Streptophyta; Magnoliopsida; Zingiberales; Musaceae. The record is from RefSeq and is a predicted model, not a curated record. Gene Ontology annotation, molecular function: RNA binding; structural constituent of ribosome.